GCUGCCCUACCGAUACAUCCGCCGCCUGCACUGGGGGUGCGGGACGGUGGGAUGGGGCCUGUCAGGGCGCUGGGGCUGCUCCUGUGCCUGCAGCUCUGUGGGGGUGAGUGCCGGGGUAGUGGGAGCGGGGACCCGCCAGUGCCGGUCCCGGCUCAGGACCCUCCAUGCCGCAGGCUCCGGGCAGCUGCGGCUGGUGGGCGGCGGCGGGCGCUGUGCCGGACGCGUGGAGGUGAAUCACAGCGGUGAGUGGGGCUCUGUCUGCGUCUUCGAGUUCGACUGGGAGGCCCGCUGGGCCACCGUGGUGUGCCGGCAGCUGGGCUGUGGCCGCGUGGCCUCGGCGUCCCCGUACGCCCCGUUCGGGCAGGGCACCGGCCGGAUCUGGCUCCAGCCCUUCUUCUGCCGAGGCACCGAGGAGGUUCUGGAGGAGUGUCCGCACUUUGGAUGGGGCCAGCACUUCUGCGGCCACGAGCGGGAUGUGGGCGUGAUCUGCACAGAGGCCGUGGAACUGAGGCUGGUGGCCGGCGGUGGUCCCUGCGCCGGGAGGGUGGAGGUGAAGCUGCGGGGACGCUGGGGCUCGGUGGGAGAUGACAUCUGGGACAUGGAGGACGCCGAGGUGGUGUGCCAGCAGCUGGGCUGUGGCUCGGCGAUCGGCGCCUACGCUGCCCGCGACCGCUUUGGUGCAGGGGCCGGGCCCAUCAACCUGGCCGUGGUGGACUGCAAGGGAGAUGAGGCCACACUCUGGGACUGCGAGAUCCGUGGCUGGGGACCCUACAACGGUACCCAUGACUUUGACACUGCCGUCGUCUGCCAAGGGUUUUCACGGCUGGUCGAGGGUGAUAGAGACUGUACCGGGCGGUUGGAGGUGCGGCAGCGCCACGCCUGGGUUGGCGUGUGCGCGGAGCACGUGGACAUGAAGGUGGCCCAGGUGGUGUGCCGGGAACUGGGCUGUGGCACAGCGCUCGCCAUCCCCGGCAGUGGCUGGUUUGGGGUGGGAACGGGGCCACUCUGGGAGGGAGAAUUCAACUGCACUGGCAACGAGACCCUCCUCAGCACCUGCUCCCAGCGGGUGCCCCACAGCCAGGGCUGCGCUGGCCACGCCACCAUCAUCUGCUCCCCCUACACGGGCUUCCGGCUGGGGAACAGCAGCUCGGGCUGUGCCGGGCGUGUGGAGGUGGCGGUGAGGGGCACGUGGGGGUCCGUCUGUGCCAGCGACUGGGACCUGCCCGAUGCCGAAGUCUUGUGCCUCCACCUGGGCUGUGGCCAUGCUGUCACCAUGCCCCCAGGAGGCUCCUUCGGCAGUGGGGACGGGCCGCUGAGGUCGGACGCCUUUGGCUGCAGCGGGAGCGAGCGGCACCCGGGGGAGUGCCCCGUGGCGGUGCUGGGGGAGCCCCCCUGCACCCCGGGGAACGCCGCCGCCGUCAACUGCUCAGGCGUCGUCAACUCCCUGCAGCUGGUGGAGGGUGAGAGCCGGUCCGACGGGAGGCUGGAGGAGGCCAUAACCACUCCGACCUGGCGCCGUGUGCCUGUGGAGCAGUGGAAGACAUGGGAUGUCUACAUGGUAUGUUCUGUGCUGUAUUGUGGCCUGCCAAGUGAUGUCUACACAGCCUUGCGUAUGGCACCCACUGCACUGACCAGCAGCUCCAGGGAGGUGGAUGUCAUGAUGGAGGAGAUGGACGACAUGUCAGGGAAGGGACCUGAGCUGACCAGGAGCCUCGAGGAGAUGGAGGAUGUGCCAGAGGAGAUCUCUGGUGUUUCAGGAAUGGGCCCUGCACCAAUCAACAGCCCUGAGGAGAUGGUCAUCGUCUGUUCAGGUGGGUGUCCCGAGUAGGGCUGGGGUGCUGGUGCCCUGAGCAGCCCCCCAGCCCGGUCCUUCCAUGCCCGCAGGCAGCCGGCGGGUGAGGCUGGCAGUCAG
Messenger RNA from Myiozetetes cayanensis, 1912 nucleotides. RefSeq names its product scavenger receptor cysteine-rich type 1 protein M130-like. NCBI's taxonomy places the organism in Eukaryota, Metazoa, Chordata, Aves, Passeriformes, Tyrannidae. Gene Ontology annotation, cellular component: membrane. The record is from RefSeq and is a predicted model, not a curated record.